Molecule: messenger RNA, 2380 nt
Organism: Eurytemora carolleeae
Lineage: Eukaryota; Metazoa; Arthropoda; Copepoda; Calanoida; Temoridae
Product: aconitate hydratase, mitochondrial-like
Biological process (GO): tricarboxylic acid cycle
Cellular component (GO): cytosol; mitochondrion
Molecular function (GO): aconitate hydratase activity; 4 iron, 4 sulfur cluster binding
Source: RefSeq, a predicted model, not a curated record
CUGACAACCAUUUAAUAUUGCGGCAUUACGUUUGCGCACUCAUCAGCUGAUUGUUCUUCAAUCAUCAGUCGGUCAAAAUGGCCACCAUCACUCAGAUCCUCACCAAAAAGGUGUCAACCUUGAGACUGGUUGGAGAAGCAAGAUGUCUCCACACAACAAAGAUAGCUUGUGUCGCAAUGUCAAAGUUCGACAAGACGUCGGAGUUGCCUUACGAGAAGUUGGUAAAGAAUCUGGAGGUUGUGAAGGGUAGGUUAAAUAGGCCUCUCACUCUUUCAGAGAAGGUUUUGUACUCUCAUCUUGAUGACCCCGCCAAUCAGGAUAUUGUUAGAGGAGAAUCCUACCUUAGGCUCAGGCCUGACAGGGUUGCCAUGCAGGAUGCUACUGCUCAGAUGGCCAUGCUUCAGUUUAUCUCCAGUGGUCUACCAAAGGUUGCUGUUCCUUCUACCAUUCACUGUGACCAUCUUAUCCAGGCUCAGAUUGAGGGAAACAAGGAUUUGGCAAGAGCCAAGGAUAUUAACAAGGAGGUUUACGAUUUCUUAGCUACUGCUGGAGCUAAGUAUGGAGUUGGAUUCUGGAAACCUGGAUCCGGUAUCAUUCAUCAGAUUAUCCUAGAGAACUACGCUUUCCCAGGACUGCUGAUGGUUGGAACUGACUCCCAUACACCCAACGGUGGAGGUCUUGGAGGACUCUGUAUCGGAGUUGGUGGAGCUGAUGCUGUGGAUGUUAUGGCAGAUAUCCCCUGGGAGCUCAAGUGCCCAAAGGUGAUUGGAGUUAAACUGACCGGUAAGCUGAGAGGAUGGACUAGUCCCAAGGACGUUAUUCUAAAGAUUUUCAUGGUGUUAGAUAAAAUUAACGGGACAGCUGAAUAUUAUUAACCUCUAGGAAUAUAUUUCGUCUAUCAUUGCAAUUGUAAUGUAGGAAUGGGAACCAUCUGUAACAUGGGAGCUGAGAUUGGAGCAACUACAUCUGUAUUCCCCUUUAACAGUAGGAUGGCUGACUACCUAGCGGCUACUGAGAGGAAAUCUAUUGCUGAUGUGGCGGCUAAGUAUAGUUCAGCACUUCUAUCACCUGACCCAGGAUGUCAUUAUGAUGAGGUUAUCGAGAUCAACCUUGAUACAUUAGAACCUCAUGUAAACGGACCCUUUACUCCUGAUCUAUGCACUCCAAUCUCCAAGCUCGGAGAGACAGCUAAGGCUUCUGGAUGGCCUCUAGAGGUCAAGGAUGGCUUGAUUGGAUCCUGUACCAACUCCAGCUACGAGGAUAUGAGUAGAGUAGCUUCACUCAUCAAGCAGGCAUUAGACAAAGGGCUGAAAGCCAAGGGAACUUUCUAUAUUACUCCUGGAUCAGAGCAGAUUAGAGCAACUAUUGAGAGAGAUGGACUUGCUGAAACAAUGAGAGAAUUCGGAGGAAUUGUGUUGGCUAAUGCCUGUGGACCUUGCAUUGGACAGUGGGACAGGAAAAAUGUAAAGAAAGGAGAGAAGAAUACUAUCGUCACAUCUUACAACAGGAACUUUACUGGAAGAAAUGACGCUAACCCCGCCACUCACGGUUUCGUUACUUCUCCUGAGAUGACAGUUGCACUCACUCUUGCAGGAACUCUUGACUUCAAUCCUCUGACUGAUAAACUGAAGGCAGCUGAUGGAUCUGAUUUUCUGUUGAAUUCUCCGUAUGGUGAUGAGCUCCCCCAGAGAGGUUUUGAUGCUGGUGAAGAUACCUACCAGGCUCCUCCUGCUGAUGGUUCAGCUGUUGUUGUUAACGUCAACCCUAGCUCAGACCGUCUUCAGCUCCUUCAUCCCUUCGAACAAUAUUUGUGUAUUGUACAAUGUGCAGGUAUUUACUGGGUUGUGGUUGGAGAUGAGAACUACGGAGAAGGAAGCUCUAGAGAACACGCUGCUCUUGAACCUAGAUUCCUCGGGGGUAGAGCUAUCAUCACUAAAUCAUUUGCCAGAAUCCACGAAACUAACUUGAAGAAGCAGGGUAUGCUACCUCUAACCUUCGCAGAUAAAGCUGAUUAUGACAAGAUCCGACCUGAUGAUAAGAUUUCUAUUCUUGGUCUCAAGGAGUUCGCUCCUGCCAGGCCUGUAACUGCUUGUCUGCACCAUGCUGAUGGUAGCUCUGAGAAUAUUGUUCUCAAUCAUACAUUUAACGAGCAGCAGAUCUCAUGGUUCCACGCCGGGUCAGCUCUCAACAGGAUGAAGCAGAUGAUGAACUAGAGCUUUAUAAACAUACUAGUGACAAUACAGCAGUACAACCACAUUCACAACAAACAUAAAUAAUAAUGAUUCCGCGAUUAUUAAAUCUCCUUUUUCUGUUCUCCUAAAUUACUCGAUGAAUAAUGUUAACUAUUUAAUAUGUAUGGAAAUAAACCAUCUUGAAUGCA